UCCGAGAAAUUAGGGUUUUUUUUUUUUUCUUCAUGCUAUAGAGAAGGCUUAUUUUCCACUUUCAAGAAUUUAGCUUCAGUGCCAAAAGGCCCCCUUCAUUUUUUAUUUUUUUUCUGCUCAACAUCAUCGCCCGCCUGUAGGUAAGUCAUGGUUAAGCACAACAACGUUAUCCCAAAUGGGCACUUCAGGAAGCACUGGCAGAACUAUGUUAAGACAUGGUUCAACCAGCCUGCUCGCAAGACCAGGAGAAGAAUCGCUAGGCAGAAGAAAGCUGUGAAGAUUUUCCCCCAGCCUACUGCUGGACCCCUUCGUCCCAUUGUCCAUGGGCAGACUCUGAAGUACAACAUGAAAGUCAGAGCCGGUAGGGGAUUUUCACUGGAGGAGCUCAAGGCUGCAGGCAUCCCAAAGAAAUUUGCCCCAACUAUUGGCAUUGCAGUUGAUCAUCGCCGUAGGAACUCUUCCCUAGAGGGUUUUCAGACUAAUGUUAAUAGACUAAAGACUUACAAGGCCAAAUUAGUCGUUUUCCCAAGACGUGCUUGUAAAUCCAAGGCUGGUGAUUCGACUCCAGAGGAGUUGGCAACAGCUACUCAAAUCCUAGGUUCUUACAUGCCAAUUGUACGUGAGAAGCCAACUGUGGAGCUUGUUAAGGUCACAGAAGAGAUGAAGUCGUUCAGGGCAUAUGACAAGCUGCGUUUGGAACGAACUAACAAGCGCCAUUUUGGAGUAAGAGCCAAGAGGGCUGCUGAGGCUGAAAAGGAGGAGAAGAAAUAGUGGAUUUUAGAAACUGCGAUCUUGGAAUCGGUUUUGUUUUUGGGUUCAGAAUUGAAUUACUGGAUUUUGUUUGUUCCAUUGGUUCUAGUCGAACCUUUAAUAUUGUCCACACAUAAUUUGUUGCAUUUGCCUUUUCCCAAGUAUAGGAUUUUAAUCGCAUACAUUUUUCGUGUCA
Messenger RNA from Olea europaea var. sylvestris, 946 nucleotides. Its product is annotated as 60S ribosomal protein L13-1-like. The record is from RefSeq and is a predicted model, not a curated record. Gene Ontology annotation, biological process: translation. The transcript has 5 exons. NCBI's taxonomy places the organism in Eukaryota, Viridiplantae, Streptophyta, Magnoliopsida, Lamiales, Oleaceae. Gene Ontology annotation, cellular component: ribosome; cytosolic large ribosomal subunit. Bases 148 to 771 code for a protein of 207 amino acids. Gene Ontology annotation, molecular function: structural constituent of ribosome; RNA binding.